Messenger RNA from Spea bombifrons (plains spadefoot toad), 1330 nucleotides. RefSeq names its product HEN methyltransferase 1 (gene HENMT1). Bases 36 to 1190 code for a protein of 384 amino acids. Gene Ontology annotation, molecular function: O-methyltransferase activity; RNA methyltransferase activity. The transcript is spliced from 6 exons. Gene Ontology annotation, biological process: RNA methylation; siRNA processing; piRNA processing. Gene Ontology annotation, cellular component: nucleus; cytoplasm. The record is from RefSeq and is a predicted model, not a curated record. NCBI's taxonomy places the organism in Eukaryota, Metazoa, Chordata, Amphibia, Anura, Pelobatidae.
CUUUUGAGAAGUUGCCAUCUUCCAGCGAGGAAGUUAUGAAGCCGAUCAUAUUUAACCCAUCGCUACACCAGCAGCGACACCAGUUUGUGAUUUCUUUGGUUGAUACAUACCAACCGAAAAAGGUAGCGGACUUGGGCUGUAAUCGGUGUUCCCUUCUGCAGAGGCUGAGGUUUAACGAAUGUAUUGAGGAGCUGGUGGGCCUGGACAUCAAUGAAAAUUUACUGGCAUGCAAAAAGAACAGAUUGCAACCUCUCAUUAUCCAUUACAUUGAACCCAUCAAAAACCCGCUAACAGUAUCUCUGUACCAUGGCUCCGUAACGGAGAAAGACCCGGCGCUGCUUGGAUUUGACCUGAUCUCUUGUAUUGAGCUAAUAGAGCACCUGGAAAAGGAUGAUUUGGAGAAAUUCAAGGAUACAUUAUUUGGAUAUAUGGCUCCUCUUAGAGUGGUUAUCAGCACUCCUAAUUCAGAGUUUAAUUUCCUGUUUCCCAACCUGGUAGGGUUUAGACAUGCAGAUCACAAGUUUGAGUGGACCAGGGAAGAAUUCCAAAACUGGGCUACUGAUGUUUCUAGUUGUUAUAAUUAUUCAGUGGAGUUCAGUGGCGUCGGAGAGCCGCCAGCAUACGCCGGAGAUGUUGGAUUUUGCUCCCAAAUAGGGUUAUUUACAAGAAAUUACGUGGAGAGUGAUGAAGAACUGAUGAAAAAAAGAGAAUACAAAUCCGUUUACAAAACUGUUUUUCGUGUAGACUAUCCAAGUCUUAAAGAUGAAAAGUAUCUACGAAAUGAAGUGCUGAAAAAAGCUCUGUCAGAAGCAAACCGCCUGAAGAGACAGUUAUUGCAACGUCUGUUUCCUAAAGAUGAAGAAGAAGAAGAAGAAGAAGCAGCCAAGCUUACAGAAAAUGAGCAGACGUCCCAGAGGUUGUCAGACACUUUUUCCUAUUUGGAACCCGAAUCGCAGAUUGAAGAGGACAAAGAUUUAGAACCUUUCUUAGAGGGAAACACUAUUCAUGUUCCAAUAGAAAGACUGAUCCGUGUCCCAAAAGUUAAAGAACUUUGUGGAAGUUUAGAUGUUCUGAAAACUAUGAUUAGUGAGGACAACUCAGUUGGCUGUGAUGGAAUUUCAGUUUUAUAUGAUGUAGAUCUGGAAAAUGAUUAUGACAUCAUAGGUACACCAUACCACUUGUCUUUGUAAGCAUAUAUAAUAAUAUUAUAUAUAUAUAUAAUUUAAGAUUGUAAGUUGUGUUAGUUUCUAUUUUUGUGUUAAAAUAUAAAUAAGAUAAUGAAAACAUUUUUUUCAGGGAUCCAUUCUGUGUUCAGCUCCACAUGACAGAA